AUGGACGCUCUCCGGGAACUCUCCACAGUGGCUCUGGAUACCCUUAAACAUGAAUUCUUUCUCUAUCAAGGGAGUGAAGGUUUAGAUGAGGAAGGGUUCAUUGAUGUUAUCACUCGUGUCUGCAUGGAACAUAACACCUCUACUAUACCUACGGAUGUGCAAAUUCGAAAGUUUUUCGCUGCUGUGGAUGUUUUCGGUGUUGGUCGUAUUUCGUGGAAUGCCUUCUUAAGACAUGCUGUUGACUUUUUACGCCAUCGUUUAUAUGGAGUGGCAGGGGAGAAACAGCAGGAGGAAAUUUUAUUCCGUCCUUUUCAUAUUCGACAAGUUUUAAAAAAUGGACAUGGAAGUCAGGUAAGUAGUAUACGAGUAUUGCCGAAAAAUAAAAGAGUUAUUAAAGUUGUUACUGAAAAUAGUGGUUUGAGUACGGUGCAUAUGUGUGAUCCAAGGCAAAAUUUAUUAUCUGUUGCUGCUAUUAAAAGGUUUCCAUGCUCACUCCUUGCAUGGGAUUAUGUUCCCCUGGUGAGAGAGAUACCAUUUUCUAACUCCAUUGUCUGCACUUAUAAUGAUAGUUAUUUACGUUUUUUCAGUUUAAAAAAGAAACGAUAUGAUGGUAUCCUUGAGAAUUGUCAUAGUAUGCGUAUGUCGGAAACUCAAAGUGUACUACACUGGGUCUCUUCUUGUAAUCUCCUUGCAAUGGGAAGCCGUACCGGAAUGGUUUCAUUAUGUGAUUUGGAAAGACAAGUCUACGUUGUACAAAAACGACUUUUUCAAACUGCUGUAACUGCCAUGCGAACUUAUAAAAAAUAUCUUUAUAUAGCUAGUCUAGAUACCCAAAACGCUGUCAAGUGUUUUGAUAUUGAACAUGGUGUGGUACAAUUUUCCCUUAAUGAUCAUGAUUCUGGUAAUGGUCAUGACUCUGGUGGAGCGUUGAUUCUUGAAUGUGAUGAUCACUAUUUAUACUCUUCAGGAUUUGGACGGAGUAUUGUACAACGAUCUUUAGUAGUGCCGCGAACACCUCCAGUACAUUUUUGCGAUCAUGUACAACCACAUAGGGGACGUAUUACGGUACUUCAUCGUCUUCACGGUCUUCCACUUUUAGUUUCUGGUGAUACUCGUGGAACUCUGAAAUUUUGGGAUCUUCGUAUGGGAUACUGUGUACAAACUAUUCAUGGUAGUGGAAAUAUGAAUGCACUUUCUACCGUUAAUUUAGAUGAUGGACUACCAGAAUUGGAACCAGGUUUAUCUGCAUACCGUGCUGCACAUGUAAAUAGUAUAUGUCAUCUUGAUAUGGUUGGAAAGUUAAAUAUUGCAACCUCUAGAGAAUUAAUUGUGCUUAGUUCAGAUGCCUUUGUACGUCCUGAACUUACGGAUGAUCGACAUAGUUGUCGAUUUCUCUUUUUCCCUAAUCCAGAUUCUAUUAUUACCGUACAUGAUCGAUGUGUUAAACUAUGGAAUAGUAUAACUGGUUUAUUAACAGAUGUUACUGAACCAAAUAUUAUUAAAUAUGAUGUGUCAGCAUCUUGUAUUGUUGAACCACUUAAUAGACAGUUACUUAUAGGAACUAUUGGAGGUGAAGUAAAAGCGUUAUCCGUAUCCAUGUUACAAGAGACUAUUAAUCUUACACCUGCUCUUCAAAUGCACCUUCAUGGUGAAGAAGUUAUUAAUCUUCAUACUGUUUCAAAGUACCGUGAUAUCUCUAUACCACACGUAUUCGUUGUAACACAAUAUGAAAUAUUUAUGGUUCCUCUUAAACCAGACUGUGGUUCACAAUCAGUGACACAUUUCCAUGGUAUACUACGUAGCUUCAUGCGACAACAACAAAUAAUUAGGGCUACAUCUGUAACGGAAACUCGACUUCUUCUAGCUACAUCUGAUGCUUGUGUACAUGUUGUAGAAUAUCAAGGUUUGGUCACCCACACACACACAUUUUCUCUCUCUGCAGAAGUGGAAACUAUUAUUGCACGAACCGUGAUAGUUACAACUAAUAAUGGACAUGAUGAAGAUUUAAAUAAUAACACGCCCAUUUCUUCAGUUGGUAAUGAAGUUGCUUUCUUUUCAGAUGUAACAGGUCGUGUGCAUAUAGUACUCAUGCAUCGGAGUUCCCCCAUUCACGGUGAACGCCCAUUUGAAGAUUUACUCAGACGAAGGAGCAAAGAAGCGAUGUACACAUCAUGUGAGGAAAUAGGCAGUUGGUGUCCACGCAAACCUCACAGCUGGAUAAUGGCACAAGGACGGGCAAAAGUACAACGUGGCACCGGUGAGUAUUGCCGUCGUCCACGAACCCGCAGUACAUCUUUGGAUUUCUUAUUCCCAGGGGAUGAACCACAUCAACAUCAUCAUUCUCAUUCUCAUCAUUCUCAUCGUCAUCAUCAUUAUCACAAUCAUCCACUACAACAACAUUCAUAUGGAGAAGAAGUACAAAAAGAGAAAAAGGAGGAUCCAAACCAUGUAAUGCCUUUCACAGAUACGGACGAUGCGCUUUCUCUGCAAACGGCGCCAUCGAAUGCUGUUCUUAUCGCGUACUUUGACCGCCAGCAGGUGCUCGUAACGGCAGACGAUACGGGAGAGAUUUGCCUAUGGGAUGUCUCCGGCAUCCUUGCACUCUUAAGCCCCCAUCCCACCCCCACUAACCAUACUAACCAUACUAAUAUUAAUAAUAUUAAUACUACUAUUACUACUACUAUUAGUACUAAUCCUCUCGUGGAUGUUGAGUUUUGUGGGGGACGUCGUCUUCCGCUGCGCAUCACCGCCUGGCGCUGCCCGGGCUGUGAAGUUGUGCGGCUGGCGGCGGCCGAACACCCCGAGUUGCGCCUCCCGCUCCUCAUCGCCGCGAUGGCGGACCGGCGGGUGAUGUUGUGGUCCUCCGACGGGGCGCCGCUCGGGGUCCUCGCCGCCGGCCGCAGCCUCAACGCGGAGAACACCGCCGCCAUGCGCCGCUCAGGCGUGCAACCCUAUCGGCUCAUGUGUGGUGAAAGCACCACCGUCGCGCAGUGGGCAACGUUUAUUGAUUACAUGCAGAAGAAGAAGGAGCAACUGCAAGAAGAGGAGCAACAACUAAAACAACAACAACAAGAGGGAGAGGGAGAGGGACAGGAACAGGGGGAACAAGGGCAGCGGCUGCAGAUGAGAGGAGGCGAUGGGUUGAUGUACUGCAGCUUACCUCGAUGUCGGCGGUAUAGCCGACAAACCUCACUGCUGCAGCUAAAAGCAAAAGAAAGGAGAGAUGAAUCUCGCCUUUCCACUGGGACAGGCAAUGCCUCAGGUAAUAGCGUGAUCCCCAGAUUAAAGACACCUCAUAUGUCCUUUGCACUUCCACAAUGUCCUACAGUGUCUAUGUAUACCACAAAACAUCUAUCUCAUGAUGGGUUGAGGAACGGUAGUAACGUAACUGCAGAAAACGUAAGUGAGAAUGUAUACGAUAAGGAUACAGAGGAGCUAAUGAGUGAAUAUGAACAACCAUAUGUAAGAGGAGGGAAUUCCAUCGUUAAACCUAUGCACCAACGCCUAGUAACACGUAGAAUGGCACCCUGUUCCCUUGAACGCACAGGAGUUGUUGGGCUUCCACCUUUAUUCUCAAGGAAACAACAACAACCACAACAACAACAACAACAGCGACGGCGAAAGCAGGAACAGUAUGAUCUUUCGUAUCGUCGGUAA
Trypanosoma theileri is the source of this 3657-nucleotide messenger RNA. RefSeq lists its product as uncharacterized. The record is from RefSeq and is a predicted model, not a curated record. Lineage: Eukaryota; Euglenozoa; Kinetoplastea; Trypanosomatida; Trypanosomatidae. Gene Ontology annotation, molecular function: protein binding. The transcript has a single exon. Bases 1 to 3657 code for a protein of 1218 amino acids.